Hippocampus comes (tiger tail seahorse) is the source of this 1557-nucleotide messenger RNA. RefSeq names its product phospholipid phosphatase 2-like. Gene Ontology annotation, biological process: phospholipid dephosphorylation; signal transduction; phospholipid metabolic process. The transcript has 8 exons. The coding region runs from base 337 to 1185 and encodes 282 amino acids. Gene Ontology annotation, molecular function: phosphatidate phosphatase activity. Lineage: Eukaryota; Metazoa; Chordata; Actinopteri; Syngnathiformes; Syngnathidae. The record is from RefSeq and is a predicted model, not a curated record. Gene Ontology annotation, cellular component: plasma membrane.
ACGACGGUAACGUCACGUAUUUGGUCGAAAAAAACAAAAACAAAAUGGACGACCCUCGAGAACUUCUCUAAAUUAUUUUUUUAAGUUAGUGUGUAUUUUGAUAUACAGCGUAGUGCCUCAUCAAGGUUGGAGUUGUUGUUGUUGUUGUUGGUGGUGGUGGUUGCGGUGGAAGCGAGGCCAGUCAAACCCUCCCCUGAAUCCCAACUCCUUCUGACUCGCCCGCCCCCGGUACGCAGGGCGGUCGUCAAGUUUCCCCACAUCGCCGCUGCCCACCCACCUAUUGGAAGUUUCUUCAGCCCGCCACAGCACGACAGGACGACCAUUCGGGGGACAAACAUGACACAGCAAGGCAAGAAGGUGAUUCUGGUGGUUGUGGAUGUCCUCUGCGUGUUCAUCGCGGCCCUGCCGUCAGCCAUCCUGACGCUAAUGUUCAGACCGUACCAGAGGGGCAUCUACUGCGACGACGAGAGCAUCAACUACCCUUACAGGAGAGACACCAUCUCCCAUGGAGCCAUGGCCGCCGUCACCAUCACCAGCUCCAUAGUCAUUAUCACGACCGGCGAGGCCUACCUGGUACACACCAAGCGUCUGCACUCCAACUCCCAGUUCAACCAGUACCUGUCAGCGCUCUACAAAAUCGUGGGCACCUUCCUGUUCGGAGCGGCCGUCAGCCAGUCGCUCACUGACCUGGCCAAGUUCACCAUCGGACGGCCCAGACCCAACUUCUUGGCCGUGUGCGCCCCUGCCAGCUGCAGCGGGUACCAGCUGCACAUCAACUGCACCGGCAACCCGCGCAACGUCACAGAGUCCAGGUUGUCCUUCUACUCGGGGCACUCGUCGUUCGGCAUGUACUGCAUGCUCUACCUCUCUCUAUAUGUGCAGGCCCGCAUGCAAGGCAAGUGGACACGUCUGGUGCGGCCCACCAUCCAGUUUUUCCUGGUGGCCUUCUCCCUGUAUGUGGGCUACACGCGCGUCUCCGACUACAAGCACCACUGGAGCGACGUGCUGGUGGGACUCCUGCAGGGGGCUCUCAUCGCAGUUCUCACUGUGAAAUACGUCUCAGACUUUUUCAAGCAGCGCUGCAAGCCAGCGUGCACGCGGACGGACGCGGUCGACGGCGAGCAUCUGGAAAGCAAACCCGUCCCGCCGCGUACCAACCACUACAACUACUCCCCGCCCGUAUGACAUGCCAACACACACCCACUUAGGCCAUUUCAUGUCCGUAACCACUCGCCGGAACUCUUCAAAUCCCCCUCCACCAACACAUUUGCAUAGCUAGAAAUACAAAGUGAAAUGUGUUGUCUCAAUAUGUGCAAUGACGCGAUGCUUUUGUUACGGUUUGCUUGGAGUAUCGAUGCUGUGACUAGAUGGAGAAACGUGUGAACAAUUCAAUCAGUUUUCUUUUGAUUUCGGAUAAGACUGCUUCACCACUAAAAUGUUCUCUUUUAUGAGCAGACCACUUACUGCUUGAGCUCAAACAUUUUUAUAUUCAGUAUUGUAAUUUUUGUGCAUCACUACCGUGUCUUAUCGAAUAAAUUGUGCCAUUAUUUUUAACAA